CCCAGAUAUGUACAUAUGGUUCUGCACACACCUCCAGCCAGGUAUAAAACAAGCAGUAUAGAAGGUGAUCAGUACAUGCAUGUUAAGGCAAAGUUAACAGGGUACUACAAACUAUCAACCAAUCAGUCUCAGUGUGUGCACAUCAUAGUGUUUUUCAGAGUCAAAAUGGCAAAAUACAAGGUGACUGUGCACACACACAACAUCGCGACUGCCACCACGAUGAACAAUGUCUUCAUCAAGCUGAUUGGCGAAAAAGGAGAGAGUAAGCGCACGUGGCUCACUAGCUUGAAGGGAGGCUUCUAUCAAGACACAGCGUCUCGUGAAUUCGACGUGGUGUGCCCCUCCUCCCUCGGCACGCUGGUGCUGAUAGAGCUGGACAAACAGCCCCUCCCACUCUUCCCCCAGGACGCCUGGUUCCCGUCCAAGGUUGUCGUGACGAUGCCAGAGGGAGACACAUGCCAGUUCCCCAUCUACCGUUGGAUUAUGGACAAGGAGGUGCACCUGUUCAGAGAGGGCACAGCUAAAAGGCUCUGUGAUGAAACUAAUCAUCUUGCCAGGUACAGCAGGGAAAAGGAGAUGAAGACGAGAACUGAGCAGUACUGCUGGGAUACCUACAAGGAGGGUUUCCCCGGCAGCAUGAAGGCAGACAACCCUCUGGAUCUUCCCAGCGAGAUCCAAUUCUCGUUCACCAAGGCCACCCAGUUCCUCUUCACCGCCGCCACCGGGAUCACUGAGCUGAAACUGAAGGGGUAUUCUGACAGCAAGAAGAGCUGGAAAAACAUUGAUGAAAUCAGCAAAGUCUUCUGCUGCAAUAGAACUGUCAUCUCAGACUACGCACAGGAGCACUGGAAGGAAGACGAGUUUUUCGGGUACCAGUAUCUGAACGGCUGCAACCCCAUGUUGAUCCGUCGCUGCUCGGAGUUGCCGGCAAAUUUCCCCGUCACAGAAGACAUGGUCAAGCCCUCUCUUCGUGGAUCGUCCAGCCUCCUAAGGGAAUUGCAGAGCGGCAACAUAUUCCUGCUUGACUACAAGAACCUGGAUGGAUUAAAGGCAAACGUGAUCCAUACGAAAAAACAGUACAUGGCGGCCCCUCUGGUUCUGCUCUACAGAACCCCUGAUGACAAGCUGGUUCCCAUCGCCAUCCAGCUGAAGCAGGAGCCUGGAGAAGACAACCCCAUCUUCCUUCCUACUGACUCUGAGUAUGACUGGCUCCUGGCCAAGAUCUUUGUGAGGAGCGCUGACUUUCAAGAGCACCAGCUCAACGUCCACCUGCUGCGCACUCACCUCCUGGCUGAGGUGUUCGCUGUAGCACUGCUGCGCAACAUGCCCAUGGUGCACCCCCUCUACAAGCUUCUGAUUCCACACACCCGCUACACCCUCCAGAUCAACCUCUUGGCCCGGGCAUUUCUAAUAGCUGAUGAAGGAGUUUUCACUCAGUUUGCUGCUUCGGGCGGAGAGGCGAUGAAUGAGAUCCUGAGGAGAUCUGUGGCCUCAUUGACCUACAGCUCCCUCUGUAUGCCGGAAGACAUCACUGCACGAGGUCUGGAGUCAGUCCCCAACAACUACUACAGGGAUGAUGGACUCAAGCUGUGGGACAUCAUCCACAGGUUUGUAGAGGGAGUGAUUGGUUUCUAUUACAAGAGUGAUUCAGAGGUCCAGGAAGACCAGGAAGUACAGAACUGGAUCAAGGAUAUCUUUGACCAUGGCUUCCUGGCCCAAGAAUGCACAGGAAUCCCUCAGUCUUUCUCUACUGUGCCAGAGGUCGUCAAGUUCGUCACCAUGGUGAUCUUUACCUGCUCAGGCCAGCAUUCUGCUGUCAACUCUGGACAGUAUGACUAUGGUGGCUGGAUGCCCAACACCCCCAUCUCCCUGCAACAGCCACCUCCCACCACUAAGGGGCAGUCUACUGAGAGCACCAUGCUGGAGACCUUCCCAGAUGUUGGCACAACAGCACAGGGCAUGUCCACUAUGUGGCUCCUUAGCAAGCAAUCCACUGACUUUUUGGCUCUUGGCCAGUACCCAGAGGAGCACUUCAACGAGGUACCACCCUGCAGGAUGAUUCAGAAAUUCCAGAUGGAGCUGAAGGUCUUCAGCGAGUCCGUCAAGGCCAGGAACUCUGGACUACCAAUUCCAUACACCUACAUGGACCCUGCUUUGGUGGAGAACAGCGUGGCCAUUUAGAUAAGCCAAAGUCCUAGACCAGGGUCCAGUUCAUUAGGCACUAAUUGGAAGAAAACUGAGGAACUACCUUAUUUUUGUUGUCCUUUGUUUAGCGCUUAAAAACAUUUCGCAUUGCGUGCCCUGAUGACCACGACCCAAUGAUUCUGGAGGCAUGCAAUUGUAAACAUUCUAAAAUCUACAAAAUGUAUUGAGUAUGUCAAUUUUUGGAGCUUUGCUAAACUAAUGUCCCACUUCAAUCAGAUAAAGGGAAAUCACACUGUGGGUUCAGACAGAAUGUUAUCGCUGUAUCAGAAGUGUUAACUGUUAAACCGCCACAUGGUGUCCCUCUCACAGACUAAGAACACUUGUUGAUGUUAUUAUUACAUUUGUACGUGUUAAUGGAUGUUAAGAAAUACAGGGUCUUUCUGACGGAUUCGUUUCUGGUGCCAUAUAACUAUGGACUACAGGGACUCCUGGUGAAAAUGAGCUCUCCUGCUAAAUGAUAUGACACUGAAAUGUUGAUUAAUAGUAAAGAAGUGUCAGAAUAAUAUGAGAGAACAAUAGAUGUGACUCUCAUUUACACUUAAAAGCUAAUCAUUUUCUAUCUCCAGUCUUCUUGUGAUAUUUGCCACGUCUCAUUUUGGUUGAAGCCCUGUCUACCUCAUGUAUUAAUUAAAAAUAAAUGUAUAAAAUGAUAAAGGUAAUCUCUAAUUUCCUGCUUGUUUUAAGUCACCUUUAUCAUUCUGACCCGAACCAAACUGGUUCCAACAAUGUAACCAGGCCAUCUCAGUACAGGCUGGCUCAGUUCGGCCCAGUACACAGCAAAAGUGUUGGGUCCCUAACACCAUGGGUGUUUCAAAUUCUGACAUAAAUGAUCACUAUGUUAGUGCUGAUGCUGUUACACUUACUCAGUGUUAGGGAAUGACAUGUAGUGUUACAGUAUUCGUUUUUUGUUUGUUUUAACACUGUAGGUUAAACCUGCCUGACCAAGGCCCUUCUCCCCCGAUUGCUCAGUUUGGCUUUGCGGCCUACUCGAGGAAGAGUCUAGGUGGUUCCAAACUUCUUCCAUUUAAGAAUGAUGAGGCCACUGUGUUCUUGGGGACCUUCAAUGCGAUCUGUCUCGGAGCUCAAUUCCUUCGACCUCAUGGCUUGGUUUUUGCUCUGACAUGCACUGUCAACUGUGGGACCUUUAUAUAGACAUGUGUCUUUCCAAAUAAUUUUCAAUCAAUUGAAUUGACCACAAGUGGACUCUGGUCAAGUUGUAGAAAUCUCAAGGAUUAUCAAUGGAAACAGGAUGCACCCGAGCUCAAUUUCGAGCCUCAUAGCAAACCUGUUUUAGCUUUGUCACUAUGGGAAAUUGUGUCUAUAUUCAUGCGGAUGUUGUUUUUUUAAAAUACAUUUUUGAAUAAGGCUGUAACGUAACAGAAUGUGGAUAAAGUCAAAGGGUCUGAAUACUUCCAAAUGCACUGUAUAUACAGAUGUUCCAGAAAGAGAUGCAUGAGGUGACAGCCAGCUAAAAAAAACAGGUGCUUGAUAUUUGAUUGAGAUAAGAAAUGUAUUCCUGCACAGUCAUGUUUGUGAAGGCAGCAUGUCCCUCAACAUCUUAUCAAGGAAGUAAUAUUUGUUUUAGGGUUGUAACAAUAUAUUCCUCACCAAGACCCAUAAUCAGACCCAUGUUAUUCGUAAAUUAGCAAAGUCUAAUACAUUCCAUAAGGUAAUUAGCAAUGUGCAAAAAAGUAUUAGGCUAUGAGUUAUAGUUGACUAGCAAAAAUAACAUUGUAAAAGGAAUUCCAUUAUACAACACAAAAGCAUAGGUUUACAUUAAUUAUAAUUUCUGAGAGGGAGAGACUUCCCUUAACUUCCUUCUU
Messenger RNA from Oncorhynchus keta (chum salmon), 4028 nucleotides. RefSeq names its product hydroperoxide isomerase ALOXE3-like. Bases 16 to 2181 code for a protein of 721 amino acids. Gene Ontology annotation, molecular function: protein binding; oxidoreductase activity, acting on single donors with incorporation of molecular oxygen, incorporation of two atoms of oxygen; iron ion binding. The transcript is spliced from 15 exons. Gene Ontology annotation, biological process: linoleic acid metabolic process; lipid oxidation. NCBI's taxonomy places the organism in Eukaryota, Metazoa, Chordata, Actinopteri, Salmoniformes, Salmonidae. The record is from RefSeq and is a predicted model, not a curated record.